AUGACUGUGAAGCUCCUGGCCGACAUAGCAGCGACCAUGGAUUCGCAAAACAGUCUCUGGGCACUUACUGAGAAGCUGGCCGUGUACGAGGAGUGCCUCUCCAUCAUAGAGUCGUUCGGGCCAUCGGAGGUUGACCGGCUACUCAGCGAGGUCUCCGACUUUACUGAGCCGCUCAAGAACAUGGGCUUGGGUGCCAUCUCCAUGAACGAUGUGGAACUGGAGCUCAAGAUUUGGGAGGUCUCCUUGCGGUAUUGCCUGGCAACGAGAUGUGCGGACACCGUGCGUCACGGAGAGGUUCUUAUCCGGGUUGGCGUGGCUCUCUCCAAGCAAGACAAGCAGGACUCCGCCUUGAUCAUGCAGUACUAUGACAAGGCAGAUCACAUUUUCAUGAAGCUGGGUCGGCAGAACACUCAUUGGUACGCGAUCCUCGUGCACAACAUGGGGGUGGUCUUCGGCCAACAGGGAGACAGACAGCGUGAGCUGGCAAACUACGAGAAGGCUGUUGACACUUACCGGGGUCUGAAAAUGACUCAGACUGAGACGUUCACGAGCAUCUUGUACGAGCUAGCCGCCAGCAGAACCGACAGGGGCAACAAAGAGGGUGGACGUGAGGCCUUCUUGGAGGCGGAGCGGGUCUUCCUUCAGAACCCGAAGCUGCAGUCGAAAAUGCGCUCUCAUUACGUGGGUCAAUACGGCCUCAGCCGCCGGGCUGCAGGCGAUUUGGCCGGAGCCAUCCAUGCCUUCGAGGUUGCUGUGCAGGCCCAUGAAAAGACUCAGACCCUGCGCACGGAGGGCGGGCGCAGCGCAAAGCGGAACCUCAAGGAAGCCGAGGAUGUGUUGGCCUCUCUGCCCAAAGAAGACAGAAGGCAAAUUGCCAGGCGUAUUGAGGUGCUUCGCUGGCCGAGCGAACCCGAGACUGCUGAAGAGCUUGAGGCGGGCGUUUACCUGCAGCGGGCUGGAAGGUGA
This is a messenger RNA of Symbiodinium natans, 966 nucleotides long. The record is from the annotation of a GenBank genome assembly. Lineage: Eukaryota; Dinophyceae; Suessiales; Symbiodiniaceae.